Rhinocladiella mackenziei CBS 650.93 is the source of this 951-nucleotide messenger RNA. RefSeq lists its product as uncharacterized. Lineage: Eukaryota; Fungi; Ascomycota; Eurotiomycetes; Chaetothyriales; Herpotrichiellaceae. The record is from RefSeq and is a predicted model, not a curated record. The coding region runs from base 1 to 951 and encodes 316 amino acids. The transcript has 5 exons.
AUGUCACUUAAACAUCGAGGGGUGGCAUUGAAUGAGCUGAGAAGUAGCCUCAGUGCUCCGGACCGUCAUUGUUCUGGUCUCAUAUUGUUGACCAUGUCUACUCUCCUGACAUUGAACUAUAUGAUCAAUGAUCUGGAAGCCUUCAAGGUACACCUUCAUGCAUUGGAGACCAUGCGUCGAUCGUGCGAUGCCGACGAGGGCGACGAACUUUUCAUCUUUUUUUAUCCGGGCCACCCUUUCCCUCCGGAUCUCUGCACCGUGAUCGCGAAGCUUCCCGAAGGGUUUGCUGAAGUCGCGUUGGGUGGGAGUAUUGCGGUGGAAUUUAUCAGUUUUCUGGUAAAGCUGACAGAGCUAAUCGGUUGGAUGUCCCGGUCCCUGGAUGAAAGACUGCUUCUCCCUCGCCCUGAAAUGACCCUCCAGCGAGCGAUUUAUGAUUUGCAAUGUCUCUCCGCCCUUCCUUUGAUCCCGAUGGAAUCUCGAAUGCUACAACGGUGUCUUCUGUGGUGUUCCAUCGUCUUGGCCAGUGCUUGGGAUAAGCAGAUCGACGCGUCUCCGGAGAAUCACGUGGUUCUCGACAGACUGGUUGAUCGAAUGCCCGAAGCAAGAUCAUGGGAGGACACUGAAGAGACAAUGCGGAAAUUUAUGUGGGAUGACAGGCUUUCUGAUGAGUGGGAAGUCUGCUGGCGUGCCGCGGCCUUCAGAACUCGAAGGCAACGGAGAAGAGCCUCGCAGAUGGCACCCCUUUCGCAAUUAUUGAUGGAGAGCAGCCAGAAUUCGUCCUCGGUUGCGACGCUUCGAGAUUGGUACCGGGAGUCUCCUGCUGAGAACGUGAGGGAGAAGGACACCAAGACGGUGGAGCCCUCUGCGCCCCAAGCAUGUAACGCUAAGUUCGAUCUGAGGAGUGCCCCUACACGAUAUCUGGCAAUGUUGGGCGAGCAAGAAGGGCACUGA